CUUUCACUGUUCGAUUGAGGAAUUCUCUGUUCUUUUUUUACAUAUUGAAUUAGCAACCUCGCUUUCUUCGUGAUUUGUUUUGGAAAGAACCAGAUAGAGAGUUUUGCGGUUGUUUUGUGAUGGGAAAUUGGAGAAAUCGACCCCCACGUAGAUUUUUCAAUCGACAAAGAGUUCCAAAGUCACCUCCUGAAUAUGAGAAAGUCCCUUCUUCUUCAGGGUAUUUUGAAGAUGGUAUACCUUUGUGGGAAAAGAAAUUUUGCUCUUUGAUAGGGUCAGUACCCUGGCAGAAGGUUGUGCGUGCCAAGAAGUUUAUGUACAGCAAUAAUGUACUUAAUUGGGAUGACUCAGCUGGCAAGGAGGCAUUUCAUAAUGCAAAAAAUCGCUUUUGGGCAGAGAUCAAUGGCUUCCCCUGUGACAUCUCUCUCCCUGAUCCAGAUAUUUAUAUUGAUGAAAUAAAUUGGGAUCCUGAUAUUGAUCCUGAACUGAUUAAGGACUUAGAAUCUGUUUACUUUGCUCCUAAUGAUGGAGAAAACAAUGGAAAGUUUGGACAUAGAAACAAGAAGUCCAGAAAUUUAACGGCUGUUGCUUCAAAAAGCUGUAAUGGAAAUUCUGAAAUCAUUGAUAAUCCAUGGGAGAGUGACAACAAUAUGCAAGGUAGGGAUACUUUGAAGGAUGAAGCACAGGACGGGAACCAGUGGGAUAAUAGUAACAAUAAUUCGAAGAAUAUAUAUCAGGAUGGCAAUCCCUGGGAGAGAAGCUUUACUCAGGGUGAUGAAGCUGUGAACGCUGAAGUACACGGCUGGAACCAGUGGGAAAAUAAUAACAAUAAUUCACUGAAUCUAAAUCAUGAUAAUAAUCCCUGGGACCACAGCUUUAAUCAGUGCAAUGAAGCUCUAAAGAGCAACGCAUGGGGAAGUUGUGGCAAUAAGUCUCGGGGUUGGGAUCACGGGGUAAAUCAUGUCAAACAGUUUAGUAACUGGGAUAACAGUGCCAGUUCCUGGGAGCAUAGCUGUCAGGGUGUUUACCCUGUGACGGAUAAUAAAGUAUGGGAUGACAUUGGGAAUAAUUCUGGGUGCUGGAAUCAGCAGAAGUCUUGGAAGUUGAAUAGUGGUGACAAUCCUUUGGAGCACUGCUUUAUUCAGAAUGGCGGGCCUCCUAAAGAUAGAGGACGGGGAGAUUGUGGAGGCAAUGCAUGGGGUUGGAAACAACAAGACAAUUAUAGAAGUGCACCAAAACAUUCAGAAUUUGGAAGAAGUGGUGGGGGUUGGGGAGUCCAGAACAAGGGUUGUCGGAAGAGGGAAGGCUCUCAUCUAACUAGUUACAAGAGCUAUGGAUAUCAGCAGGGCUAUAAGCAAACUGGUCAGUGCUGGAGGAAAAGAAAUGCUAACAAGAGGGUCCAGUUCUGCACUGGCUGUGACUGUGACUGCCCAAAAAUGCCGCCUCAACCGCCACUAAAACCCUACUUCUUCUACGGCCACCGGAAGCCCUCCCAAAACCGACCCACGGUAUACGGCGGCCUAUUCUCCAAUCGUCAAUCACUCAAAAAGCCAGACCCCACACCCCACCUCCCAUCACAGCCUUUUAAUAUCCAGAAAUGGGACCCACAUUACCUCCCCUCCCAAGCUCAUACUCGAUCACCACCGUCCAUGACACCUCUCUCCAUCUCUGAACGCCUCUCCCCAAUCGCCCGCUUCAUCAUCGACUCUUUUCGCAAGAAUCAGUACCGCUGGGGCCCAGAAGUCGUGACUCAGCUUCAAAAACUCCGGCGCGUUACUCCGGACCUCGUGGCCGAGGUACUAAAAGUGGAAAAUAACCCUGUACUGGCCUCCAAGUUCUUCCACUGGGCGGGGAAACAGAAGGGUUAUAGACAUACUUUCUCAUCCUACAACGCCUUGGCUUAUUGCUUGCACCGGAACAAGUUAUUUCGCGCCGCGGAUCAAGUCCCUGAAUUGAUGGAGGCUCAAGGUAAGCCGCCCACAGAAAAGCAGUUUGAGAUUUUGAUUAGAAUGCAUAGUGAUUGUAAUAGAGGGAAUAGAGUUUAUUAUGUGUAUCAAAAAAUGAAGAAAUUUGGAAUUGUGCCUAGGGUUUUUUUGUAUAAUAAAAUUAUGGAUGUCUUAGUUAGAACGAAUUGUUUAGAUUUGGCUUUAUCGGUGUAUGAGGAUUUUAAAGGACAUGGAUUGGUUGAGGAGAGUAUUACUUACAUGAUUUUGAUUAAGGGAUUGUGUAAGGCAGGGAGGGUUAGCGAGAUGUUUGAGAUUUUGGAGAAGAUGAGGGGAAAUUUGUGUAAACCGGAUGUUUUUGCUUACACAGCAAUGCUAAGGGUUUUGGUUUCGGAGGGGAAUCUGGAUGCAUGUUGGAGGGUGUGGGAGGAAAUGAGAAAAGAUUUGGUUGAGCCGGAUGUUAUGGCGUAUGUGACAUUGAUCACGGGCUUCUGCAAAGGAGGGAGAGUGGAGAGAGGGUAUGAGUUGUUUAGAGAAAUGAAGGAGAAGGGGGUUUUGAUUGAUAGGGCGAUUUAUGGAGUUUUGGUUGACGGGUUUGUGGGAAAGGGGAAGGUUGGGAAGGCAUGUGAUAUGUUGAAGGAUUUGGUGGAUUCAGGGUACAGGACUGAUUUGGGAAUAUAUAAUUCAAUUAUUGGAGGAUUGUGUACAAUUAAGCGGGUUGAUAAGGCUUAUAAGCUAUUUGAAAUUACAGUUCAAGAUGGUCUUGAGCCAGACUUUUUGACUGUGAAUCCCCUGUUGGUUUGUUAUGCAGAAAUGGGGAGGAUGGAUGAUUUUUGUAAGUUGCUCAUGCAAAUGAAGAAAUUGAGAUUUUGUGUGGUUGAUGAUCUUGAGAAGUUUUUUGAGUUUAUGGUUGGGAAGGAGGAAAGAAUUAAGAUGGCCUUGGAAGUGUUUGAAGAAUUAAAAGGGAAAGGCUAUGGUAGUGUUUCAAUUUACAAUAUACUUAUGGGGACUCUCCACAAGAUUGGGGAGGUGAAAAAGGCAUUAUCACUCUUUGGUGAAAUGAAAGAUCUGAAUCUUGAACUAAAUCCAUCAACUUAUAGUAUUGCAAUUCAGUGCUUUGUUGAAAAUGGAGAUAUCCAGGAGGCUUGUACGUGUCAUAAUAAAAUAAUUGAGAUGUCUCAUGUUCCUUCUGUUGGUGCUUAUUCUUACUUAGCUAAAGGGCUUUGCAAAAUUGGAGAGAUUGAUGCAGCUAUGAUGCUAGUUCGCGAUUGUUUAGGCAAUGUUACAAGUGGGCCCAUGGAAUUUAAGUACGCACUUACUAUUAUUCAUAUGUGUAGGUCAGGUGAUGCGGAGAAGUUGAUUGAAGUGCUAAACGAGAUGAUGCAGGAAGGUGGUGCCCUUGAUGAUGUUAUAUGUUCUGCUAUAAUCUAUGGCAUGUGCAAGUAUGGAACAUUGGAAGAGGCGAGGAAAGUUUUCACAAAUUUGGGAGAGCGCAAACUUCUCACAGAAGCCAAUACAAUUGUUUAUGAUGAAAUACUAAUUGAACAUAUGAAGAAGAAGACAGCAGACUUGAUCCUAGUAGGAUUGAAGUUUUUUGGUCUGGAAUCCAAGUUGAAAGCAAAGGGUAGUAGGCUGCUCUCAGGUUGAAAUUAUGAAGCCAGAUUUGAAUAUUUCUAACCUGGUUAUAAAAUAAAACAUUACCUGUUUGAGUAAAUCCAACAUUAAAUUGGAUUUGUGGUGGAUAUAUAAGUAGAUGUCUUUUAUAUGUUCUGCCAGCAUCUCUGCAAUGUGCAAGAACACAAUAUGGGAAAAGGCAAGAAAAGUUGUCACAAAUUUGAGAGAGUGCUAACCUCAAAAGGUUGUCAAUACAAUUGUGUAUGAUGAAUACUAGUUGAAAUGCCAUCAGGAUUGAAGCUUUUCUCAGUGGAAUUCAAGGGUGGAAUGCUGCUGUAAAGCUUAAAUUAGAAGC
Pistacia vera is the source of this 3909-nucleotide messenger RNA. Its product is annotated as pentatricopeptide repeat-containing protein At4g20740. Bases 120 to 3587 code for a protein of 1155 amino acids. NCBI's taxonomy places the organism in Eukaryota, Viridiplantae, Streptophyta, Magnoliopsida, Sapindales, Anacardiaceae. Gene Ontology annotation, molecular function: protein binding. The record is from RefSeq and is a predicted model, not a curated record. The transcript is spliced from 3 exons.